AUGACGCACCUGCGGAUGGGCGAGCAGGAGACGGCGACCGACUACUGCAACCGGGCCCAGCGACUUCUUGCCACCAUAAUGAUGGUCGGUGUACAGUACUCGACGGCGUCGUACGUGAAGCACGACCUGAAGGGGCUCACGAGCAACUACAACCUGCUGAAGCGGUUGUCGAUGGCGCCGAGCACGCGGGCGACACUCAACGAGGACUCUCUUGCUUUGUACAUCCUGCAUGAUGAGGCGAUGCAGGAAGCUGAGCGGUCCUCGGAGCUCCUGCCGCAGGUGAACUACGCCGCCCCGGCGAAGCAAGGUGGCCGACUAGGACAGCGCGUGCAGUCUGGCGGUGGUGGUAGCAAUGCUGGUCGGUCGACCAAGGACACCGACAAGCAGAAUGACUCCGACGACGACGACGCCAAGGGAGGUCGCGGGAGGUCGGCCAGCCGUCGUCCACGUCGAGGCAACAAGCUGCGCAAGGAGAAGCAGUCGACCAAGUCGACCUCGGCGAAGGACGCCGACUCUUCUGGAGGCGACAAGGGGCGAGACGACAAGGAGGCGUCGUGCUCGCUAGUAGGCGUCGUGGAGCCGACCGCCUCUCUGUCGCCGGAGGCCGGCGAUGACUUCCAGGCGAUGGCAGCAGCUGUGCAGGCGAACCCGGCGGUGGUCCUGCUCGACAGCGGUUGCUCCCACCACCUGAUGGGGACGAAUGACAUCUUCGUCGACUUGGAGCCGAGCGGCGACGUGAAGCACGUGCGUGGCUUCAAUGGGGCGCUGCAGGACGUCCACGGCCGUGGCACGGUUGCUUUGCAAGGGGAGGCCGGGAAGCGGGUGCUCAUCCCCGACGUGCUGUACGUCCCGGGCGUGCACGCGAACCUGCAGUCGGCUGGCCAGCUGAAGGAGAACGGCGUGAAGCUGCAGGACGAUGGUGACGAGAUGCUGCUCGUCUCGGCGACGGGCGACGUGCUUGGUCGAGCAACGUACUCCGGCCGGGUCCUCUGCACCGACUUGCGUCACUGCUUGGCGACGAACGCAGCGGACGUAGUGGCUCUGCGGGCGAUCGUCUCGGCGACGAAGUCGACGCCGAACAGGCUGCACGCGAGGCUUGCAUACGUCGGCAUGGACACCAUUCGGAGCUCGGCAAAGCAUGAGGUCGCCAUCGGGCUGGACCUCAAGUCGACAUCCGGUAGCGACUCCCCGUGUGUCUCGUGCGUCGGUGGGAAGCUGGCGCGGCACACCUUCCCUGACAAGGGCUCGGACGCUGUGGACGCCUUGGCCGUCGUGCACAUCGACUUGUGCGGGCCAUUUCGGGUGGCUGCCAAGGACGGCAGCUUGUACUUCUUGCUGCUGAAGGACCGCAAGACUCGCUACGUGUGGGUGAGGCCAGUGGCCAAGAAGUCGGACGUGCUGCAGGAGUUCAUGCAGUGGCUGGUGGUGGCUGAGCGGCAGACGAAGAAGUCGGUGCUGAUGCUGCGUUCUGACCGGGGAGGGGAGUUCCUCGGGAAGGACUUCACCGCCUUCGUGGACGGCAAGUGCAUAGUCCACGUCUUGACCUGCCCGUACGCCCCGCAGGAGAACGGCAUGGCUGAGCGGGAGAUGCGGACAGUGGUGGAGUCGGUGCGGACAAUGCUGCUGCACAUGGGCGCCAACCCGCCGACGGACACCUCGACGGCGACGCUUCCUCUGCUCACUGAGGUCGGUUUGCUUCCUGAUGAGGACGCCGAGGCCGUCCAUCCUCCUUCCCCUUCCCCUUCCCCUGUCCCUCCUUCCCCACCCCUUGUCACCGACCUGCGUGAGCUGCCGUCGGCGUCGGCCAGCGGCUAUGAGCGGAGCAGUGGGGCGUCGCCUGUGGCGCCAGCCAAGAGCAUCGCCGGUGGCCGACGUAAUGUCCAGCAGGGAAGAAAGUCAAUGCAGACAGGGGAGGGGCACGCCGAGGAGGUGCAGCCGACUUUGGUGGAGCCGGUGCAGAAAGCAUCGGCAGGGCAGCAGCUGACAGGGGAGCAGGCAGCAGCGAAGCCGACCAUAGAGAAGUCGGCGACCGGGCAGUCGGCAGGGGAGCCGACCGCAGGGGAGAAGUCGGCAUGGAAGCCGACUGCGGUGCAGCAGGACUCUGAGGGCAGCGAAUCAGGACCACGGCGUACAGGCCGACUUCGGAGGCCUCCCGACUUCUUCAUACCAGCUGCCUUCACCACGGUGUACGACGUGGUCGACGACGACAUGUUGUACGACGCCGCCGACGAUGAUGAAGACUUGCAGGAGCUCGACCUUGACAUGCACGCCGACCCCGAGCACCGUUGGGACAUCUCCACGAUGACGGUGAAGGAGGCGUUGGCGAGCUGGAAGGGCGAGGCGGUGAAGGCCGCCAUGGAGGAGGAGAUACGCAGCCUCAUCAGCAUGGGAACCUGGGAGCUGGUCGAGCGCCCACCCGGGGUGAACAUCAUGAAGAACCGGUGGGUGCUAAUGACGAAGUACUGCAUCAACAACACCGUCGAGCGCGAGAAGGCGAGGCUAGUCGUAAAAGGCUUCACGCAGGUGUAUGGCGCCGACUACGACGAGACGUACGCGCCGGUGAGCAGCUACGUCAUGCUGAGGAUCUUCCUCAGCAUCGUUGCCGUCCUCGACCUCAACCUGAUGCAGCUCGACAUGAAGAAUGCCUUCCUGCAGAGCAAGCUCGACCAUGUGCUGUACAUGUACCAGCCGGACUACUUCAACGACGGGACCGGCCGGGUGUGCAAGCUGCUGAAGAGCCUUUACGGGCUGAAGCAGUCGCCGCUGCUGUGGUACAAGGCGCUCAACGACGUGCUGGUCGGCGCUGGUUGGAAGUGCCAGAUCGACGAGGCCCUCUACUUCAAGGUCGGCACCGACAAAAUGGCCUGCUGGGUGCUGGUCUACGUCGACGACCUGCUCGCCGCCAGCAGCAGCACCGCGAUGCUGAAGGAGCUGAAGGAGCUGCUGGAAGCCGCCUUCAAGCUACUAGAAAUCUCGCCGGUGCACAACUGUGUAGGCGCUUCAUCGACGAGGAGCAGGGCGGUUGAACCCCAAAGACGACGAUAUUUGUUGAUGCCUACGCCGAUCUAUGUCGACGCCUACGCUGAGCUCACCUUCGACGACGAGGAGGCGCAGAAGCGCCAGGAGGAGGAGUACCGGCAGAAGGUUGGCUCGCUGCAGUUCGCAGCGACGACGACGAGGCCGGACAUCGCCUUCACCUGCAGCAAGCUGGGGAGCGGCCUCACGGUGAGGAGCGACCAGCACUGGCGCGAGGUCGACCGCUGCCUCGCCUACCUCGCCAACACGCGUGACACCGCCUUGGAGUUCGGCGGUGGUCCGGAGACGCUGGAGCUGGUCGGCUACGUGGACGCCGACGACGUCAGCGACAAGCAGAUCCGGACGAGCACGGGCGGCUACGUGUUUGUCUACGGAGGGGCCGCAGUCUCCUGGUCCACCGAGAAGCAUCAAGUGCGCGAUGCUGUCGUCGACCGAGUCGGAGUAUGUGGCGGCAACGGAAGCCGGCAAGGAGGGACGCCGCCUUCGCUUCCUCCUCGCAGAGUUCCGGCAGCUGGACGUCAGGACGCUUACUGUCCUCCGGGUGGACAACAAGUCGGCCAUCACGGUCGCCGAGGGCAUGGGGUUGACGGGCAACCUCAAGCACAUGGAGCGGCGACAGGCCUGGCUGCAGCACAUGGUGAAGCGGGGGAAGUUUUCGCUGCAGUACAUCCCGACCACCGACCAUCAUGA
Messenger RNA from Closterium sp. Yama58-4, 3726 nucleotides. NCBI's taxonomy places the organism in Eukaryota, Viridiplantae, Streptophyta, Zygnematophyceae, Desmidiales, Closteriaceae. The record is from the annotation of a GenBank genome assembly.